GCUGCGAUGGACAGACGUGACGCCGGCAUAUGAAGACAACAUGGCUAGCUGUAAAAUAUUCCUCCUCACAAUCCUCUACGUCCUUACGAUAGCAUUCUGCGCACCCUUGGAAAAUGUGGACAAGGAUGACCUCAUAGUGCAAGAUAAGGAGGACCUCCAGACGGCAGCAUCUCACUGGGGAGGUUGGGGAGGGUACGGUCAUUACGGAGGAUACGGCGGUUACGGCUACCCUGGUUACGGAUAUUGGGGAUACCCUAGUUACGGAUACGGGUGGUAUGGGGGUUGGCCUUAUGGGGGUUAUUAUGGACACCAUGGGUAUUGGUGGUAGAAAAUAACACCUGUUGACUAUUAAGUUUCCAUCACUUUCCAAAGAUAAAAAUGAUCUGCAACAAACAUAACGUAAGAUAGGUUAUUCAAUUUCGUGACAUAAAUAUAGAUAUUAUUUUAGGAUAUAAUAUACCUUGAUAUAAUAUACUUUAGGAGCUAUCUACCAUAAUUCUGUGUAUGUACAUGAUGUAAAAUUGUUUCAUAAAUACUGUGAUUUACUGAAAAUAAAAUUAUUUAAGUACCUAAAUAUUUCAAAUGUUUAUGAAUUAUAAUAUAACAAUCUAUCUUUAGAUAAA
Maniola jurtina (meadow brown) is the source of this 623-nucleotide messenger RNA. Its product is annotated as neuropeptide-like protein 31. The transcript is spliced from 2 exons. The record is from RefSeq and is a predicted model, not a curated record. Bases 41 to 328 code for a protein of 95 amino acids. NCBI's taxonomy places the organism in Eukaryota, Metazoa, Arthropoda, Insecta, Lepidoptera, Nymphalidae.